UGACAGUUUGAUUGUUUUGAUACGCUUUUUGUGAUAUAGUUUCCUUCGCUUAUCUUGUGAUUACAUUUUAGUUUUUAUGUCGCUUACAAAACAAAGCAUGGAUUCUGGUGACGGCCUAAAAAUCGAUGCAAAUUUUCCCGCUCUGGAAGCGGAUGAGGACCGUGCUUGGCGCGGUGUUCCCAUGGAUACAAUUUACCGUGGGUUAGGUCGGUACGAGUUGCGACACUUUUUGGAGGUGCGCCCGGCCGAGGAUCACGUCGUUCUGUACAACCUGCCAAUAGAUCCCAACGGAACGGAACCGCCGAGACCUCGGAGAGCCUACACCAAGUGGGAUGCGAACCACGUUCGAUUGCCUUGCUCACACCGCAGUCAGUAUCCGGUUGAACAGGAAGAUGGCAAUAUGUCUCUUGAGAGUCGGUGGGAGCUGGUGCAGAAUGCACUGCUGCAACCGAUUGGUAGCAGCAGGGAACUGGAAAAUGCGAUUCUAUCCUACAAUACGAAAUAUGCGAACAGUUGGAAGUUCAAAUCGCUGCACAAACUCUUCGAAGAAGAACUAGAAGAGGAAGAAAGCGCAGGUUUUUUUGAGUACACAUUGCCGAAGAUGAUCCGAUUGGCUUUAUCGCUUCCUGAACUGAUUCCGGCGGCGAUUCCACUGCUGAAACAGGGUAGUAACAAAUCGAUUUCCUUGACGCAGCAACAGGUCGCUUGUCUGUUGGCAAAUGCAUUCCUGUGCACGUUUCCCAGGCGGAACACUCAAAAGAAGAAAUCCGAGUACAGUCUGUUCCCAGACAUCAACUUCAAUCGGUUGUUCCAAUCUGGCGGCCAAUCAGUGCUGGAAAAGAUCAAAUGCCUUUGCAAUUACUUCCGGCGUGUUUGCUCGAGGAUGCCCUCAGGGGUGUUGACCUUUCAGAGAAGAUACAUCAAUCCGAAGCAGUUUGUGGAUUGGAACAAAUGUGAAGCAGUUAUCGGAAGGGACACGGUUCCGAUACAUAUUAAUUCGGAGGGAACGAUCGAGGACCAGGGCAGAGGAUUACUGCAGGUUGACUUUGCCAAUAAAUAUAUCGGUGGAGGCGUGCUAGGUCAUGGAUGUGUCCAGGAGGAGAUUCGCUUUGUCAUCAAUCCGGAAUUGCUGGUCAGUAAACUGUUUACAGAAGCACUGAAACCGCAGGAAGCACUAAUCAUGAUGGGAUCGGAGCAAUUUAGCGAAUACAGUGGUUAUGCAUCAAGUUUUACCUUCGCUGGGGAUUUUCAGGAUGAGACACCACGAGACGCUAGUGGUCGAAGAGAGUGCUAUAUAACCGCCAUUGACGCGUUGCACUUUGUGCAAAGCAUACAUCAGUAUAGGGAAGAAUUGAUGCUCAGGGAGUUAAAUAAGGCCUACGUGGGAUACUAUCAUCCCCUAUCAACACCUGCUCCAGGGGUCGCAACGGGGAAUUGGGGCUGUGGAGCAUUCGGAGGUGAUGCCAACAUGAAAGCAAUGCUCCAACUGAUGGUUUGCUGCGUACUGAAUCGUCCUUUGGCGUACUACACCUUCGGAGAUAGUGAGCUAAGGGAUCAAAUCUACGCUAUGUAUACGUUUUUAGUCGAUAACAAAGUGAAAGUCUGCGAAAUUUGGCGAACUCUGAGGGAUUUUCGAAGGCAUAGCCUGCCUCCGAGCAAACUUUACGCUUACUUCUACCAAGAUUACUACGACAGAAAAAGCAAACCAUCCUGCUUCAGCCUGAAAAGCUUAAAACCAAAGGAGAAGACUCCGGAGCCUGCAGUGAAAAGCCCUACUCCGGAUCGAGAUCUAUUGGACGACGAGAACCUGGUAAAUCUGAUGACUCAUCUAGUGGACAACGUCGAACCGCAACAGCAACCCUGUUCCUCGUCCUCGUCUUCACUCGAUUCGGGUAAGAAAACCACAACCUCCGCAAUAACACCAUCGCCAAAGAAAUCCUCUCGAGUAUCGCUCAUAGCGGAAUUGGAUCGAAACUACUAUUCCGUUGGACCCGGUCCGGCGAAAAAGCUCUGCCCAUCUACGUCCCCUUGCCCCACGGUGGAGAAUGGCAACGGCAACGACGAAGGCGUGGAAGACAAAUCCGUAAGGAUCCAAAUCGAGGAAGAAGAUCAUCCUGUGGUAGAGGCCGAUGAUGGUGCGGUCAAGUACGAGUCGGAUACGGGUGAGUUUGUGGAAGGGACUCCACCCGAGGAGGUGCGGAAAAAGCAACAAAAUAGAACGAUAUCGGAUUAUUUUUCAAAGAGUGGUAAGUGAGGGGAGAAAGGUUAUUGCUGUUGACAAGUUUUGAAAAUAUAAACGCAGGAUACUGUUAUGUCCUAAAA
Messenger RNA from Ochlerotatus camptorhynchus, 2322 nucleotides. Its product is annotated as poly(ADP-ribose) glycohydrolase-like. The record is from RefSeq and is a predicted model, not a curated record. The coding region runs from base 77 to 2254 and encodes 725 amino acids. The transcript has 4 exons. Gene Ontology annotation, cellular component: nucleus; cytoplasm. Gene Ontology annotation, biological process: nucleotide-sugar metabolic process; ATP generation from poly-ADP-D-ribose; regulation of DNA repair. Gene Ontology annotation, molecular function: poly(ADP-ribose) glycohydrolase activity. Lineage: Eukaryota; Metazoa; Arthropoda; Insecta; Diptera; Culicidae.